This is a messenger RNA of Plasmopara halstedii, 657 nucleotides long. Its product is annotated as ubiquitin-conjugating enzyme e2. The record is from RefSeq and is a predicted model, not a curated record. Bases 1 to 657 code for a protein of 218 amino acids. The transcript has 2 exons. Lineage: Eukaryota; Oomycota; Peronosporomycetes; Peronosporales; Peronosporaceae.
AUGGCAACGAAGCGACUGCGCAAGGAGUAUUUAUCUAUGCAACGCAAACCCGUCGACUAUAUUCAAGCAGUGCCUUUAGAAACAAACAUUCUCGAGUGGCACUAUGUUAUUACAGGUACAAAAGGCACGCCCUACGAGGGUGGGUUCUACCACGGCAGGUUAAAGUUUCCACCCGAAUACCCCAUGAAACCCCCGUCUGUGAUGAUGAUCACGCCUAAUGGUCGUUUUAAAACCAAUCAGCGCUUGUGUCUCAGCAUGUCAGAUUUCCAUCCAGAGACAUGGAAUCCCAUGUGGUCUGUCAGCUCCAUUCUCACGGGUCUUUACUCAUUCAUGCUGGAAAAUCAGGCAACAUUGGGUAGUAUGAGCACAACUGAUGGUCAAAAGCGAAAGUAUGCCGCGACGUCUUUGGAGACCAAUUGUGCCAACGCGACGUUUCGAAAGUUGUUUCCAGACCUCGUUGCUUUACAGGCGGAGCGAGAAAAAGAUGAAGAAUUGUCACGACGAUUGGAAACCGAUAGUAGCCUUGCAACAUCUUCUAGUACUACUAGGGGUGUGCCAUCGGAGAAGGCAGGAGCAAUAGAAGACUGGUCCAUGGCUGUGUGCCUUAUUAGCAGUGGGCUUAUUGUGGCCACUCUUGCGUUAUAUUGGUUGUCGUAA